AUGCCUCCCAAAAGGGUAGUACUUGAUCCACUCCUCAUGGAGAUGAACCAAACCACCCCAACCGCAACUACUCGUACAAUGAGAACAACUCACCCCGAUCCCCAUGCAACCCCCACUGGCUCAGUGCCCGCAACAACUCUUUUGAUGCCAAGUCAGCUGGAUCCCCAUACAACUCCGGUUCCCCAACCCGCUUCUUCAAAUGAAACCACCGACGAGACUGACGAUGCUCCUAAGAAGAAGGCUCCAAAGUGGACCAUCGAUGAAGAUAAGCAGCUCUGUGCUGCUUGGUUGAACACGAGCCAAGACAGUAUUGUCGGAACCGGUCAGAAAGCUGGAACCUUUUGGGAACGGGAAAAUAAAAGAUCAAAAACAAUCAAGCCUUUACCAGUCCGACUCGUCAAUGCAAUCGAAUGUCGUUGGGGUCACAUUAUGAGGGUCUGCAACAAGUUUGGUGGAUGUUAUUCACAAGUCGAGCGUUGCAUGAGGAGUGGGAUGAGUCAAGAUGAUAUUCUUUCUGAGGCGAAAGAACUUUACAAAUCCGAGAACAAGUCGGCAUUCAAUCUCAAUCACUGCUGGGGCAUUUUGAGAGAACAUCCAAAAUGGCAGGCAACACAGCAGGAGAUCAAUCUCAGACAGAAGAAGUCCAAGGACCCGCCAAGUAGCACACCUGCAACCAACGAGGCUUUGCCAUUGAGUCCUCAAACAACCACUCAACUAGAUGACGACGACGACCGUAGUGCCCUGGGUUCUGACGCGCGUCCGGAGGGCAACAAAGCGGCAAAAAGGAAGCGAGAAGAAGAUGCAAUCUUGCAGAAGAUCAUCAAGACCCAAGAAGACUUGGUCAAGAUAUCGAAGGAGCGAUCGGCAUCUGUGCAAAAGGCGUUGGAGGAGGCUGCGGAGGCAAAGAAGCAGGAGGCAGAUGAUCACAUCAUGGUGAUGGAUCUGUCUGGGAUGGAUGAUGAAGCUAAGGCAUACUGGCAAAAGAAAAGGCGUGCAAUUUUGGAUCGACCAGAGUAG
Molecule: messenger RNA, 1017 nt
Organism: Puccinia graminis f. sp. tritici CRL 75-36-700-3
Lineage: Eukaryota; Fungi; Basidiomycota; Pucciniomycetes; Pucciniales; Pucciniaceae
Exons: 3
Coding region: 1-1017 (338 amino acids)
Source: RefSeq, a predicted model, not a curated record